AUGACUUCGGCUUCUUGUAGACAGCUGCCAGGAAAGACAACAGAGGCAGCAGCAAAGUGGCUGCUGCGGCACGGCGCUGCAGCAGCAGCAAAGCCCAGCAGCAGCAAAGUACUCCAGCAACAGCAAGAGCAGCUGGGGGCUGAAAGGGCUGCAGCACUCGAGUCCCCGCGGCUAUCGCAAGAGAGCAACAGAAACCUAACCAGCAGCGGCACCAACAGCAGCAGCAGCAGCACACAUAGCAGCAUCAGCAGCAGGACCUAUGGCAGCAGCAGCAUCAGCAGCUGCUGCUGCUGCAGCAGAGGAGCUGCUGAUGCUGCUGCUGCCAUAGGUCCAGCGGCAGCGGCGAGAGCAACGCCAGGCUAG
Eimeria necatrix is the source of this 363-nucleotide messenger RNA. RefSeq lists its product as hypothetical. The record is from RefSeq and is a predicted model, not a curated record. NCBI's taxonomy places the organism in Eukaryota, Apicomplexa, Conoidasida, Eucoccidiorida, Eimeriidae.